Daphnia pulicaria is the source of this 1176-nucleotide messenger RNA. RefSeq lists its product as uncharacterized. NCBI's taxonomy places the organism in Eukaryota, Metazoa, Arthropoda, Branchiopoda, Diplostraca, Daphniidae. The record is from RefSeq and is a predicted model, not a curated record. The transcript has 2 exons. The coding region runs from base 148 to 978 and encodes 276 amino acids.
UGAUAAACUGUCGGUUGAUGGGUUUCAGUAGUCGUUGCAGAAGGAUCGCAUUAAGUAUUCUUCUCUCCAUUCAACAUCAUCAUUUGAAUUUUAUUCACUAGACAAUUUCAAUUCCACUUGGUUUGUUCAGCAUUUUUCUCCUAAACGAUGACGAACUUAUUACCGUUAACGGCUGGUGCGUUUGUCGUCGUCUUUCUGCUGUCGGGGACAGGUAACGCACAGAUCCGCUUUGCAGGAAGAUCGAGCAGGAUCGAAUUGCCUUCCGUGCCGUUCACAGACGACUAUUUGAAAAAAUCGCCAAUGAUCUUCCAGGCCAUCGAGAUACUCUACGUGCCUCUAUGGGAAUUGCGCUGGCAAUUUUCGGAAGCGUCAAAGAAAAACACAAGAAAUGCCAACGAAAAAUUUCUCGAUCUCUACGGCGUCUUGAAUUUCUUCAAGGUGGAACAGAGUUAUACAAAUAGGAAUUUUCCGGAGCAUUUCAAGAAAAUGAAAGAUCUAUCCAAAGCUUUUGUUCAAAUGUACCACAUGCGCCGCGAAGUUUCCCAUCAGAGUUACUCGGUGGGAUGUUUCGAGUCGGACGCCAAGGCCCUGGUUGACGUGGCGGAAUACCUGGACAACUUGAGUGGCAGAACGAACGUUCGGACUACCGGGAAUGAAACGAGCGUAGAAUCUUCCACUACAAGAAGAGGUAUUGGCGAACGAACCAGAGCGGACGGUGGAUCUCGCGGUAGAAGUCCAAGUCUAAUUGACAGAUCAAGAAGCGGAACUACCAGCAGUGAAUCUCUUAGGAGAAGUCAGAGCAGUCCACCUAGAUUUUCUGGUCCUACUAUUGAGAAUAAAAUCUUGAUGGCUCUUGGCAAACGAGACAGCAGGUCAUUCGGUCGAAUCGAUGACAAAUGCUCCGGUCGUUCGUCUAAAAUCGUUGAAUGUGCUAUUGAUUCUUCUCCUUCAAACAGUGGUCGUCCAAUGAUUGGUUGACAACAGCCAGCCGAACCGAUUUUGACACUUUGUGUGUCAUUUGAUGCCAACGGGAUGGGAUUCAUUUCGCUUAAUUGCUGUGUUUAAGUUGACUGUCUAUUUUUUGGGGGGACGCUGUUGUGUUACUUUGUUGUUUUGCUAUGUCGGCUGGAUGAUGUUUGCUUAAAAUUCCCCAAUAAAUUUGCAUUUCUUCAACUA